Messenger RNA from Scomber japonicus (chub mackerel), 1618 nucleotides. It is a transcript of the gene wasf1, whose product is annotated as WASP family member 1. Gene Ontology annotation, biological process: positive regulation of Arp2/3 complex-mediated actin nucleation; actin cytoskeleton organization. Gene Ontology annotation, cellular component: cytoskeleton. Bases 1 to 1614 code for a protein of 537 amino acids. Lineage: Eukaryota; Metazoa; Chordata; Actinopteri; Scombriformes; Scombridae. Gene Ontology annotation, molecular function: Arp2/3 complex binding; actin binding; protein kinase A regulatory subunit binding. The transcript has 8 exons. The record is from RefSeq and is a predicted model, not a curated record.
AUGCCGUUAGUAAAGCGCACCAUUGAGCCCAGGCACCUGUGCCACACAGUGCUGCCAAGGACCAUCAAGAAUGAGCUGGAGUGUGUGACUAACAUCUCCUUGGCCAACGUCAUCCGCCAGCUCAGCAGCCUCAGUAAAUAUGCAGAAGACCUGUUUGGAGAGCUUUUCAAUGAGGCCCACACCUUCUCUUUCCGGGUCAACUCCCUGCAGGAGCGCGUGGACCGCCUCUCCAUCAGCGUCACACAGCUGGACCCCAAAGAGGAGGAAUUGUCUCUUCAGGACAUCACCAUGAGGAAAGCUUUCAGGAGCUCCACUAUUCAGGACCAGCAGUUGUUUGACCGCAAGUCGCUGCCCAUCCCACUGCAGGAGACCUUCCAGGCCUGCGAGCAGCCACCGCCUCUCAACAUCCUCUCCCCCUACAGGGACGAUGGGAAGGAAGGUCUGAAGUUCUACACCAAUCCUUCUUACUUUUUUGACCUGUGGAGAGAGAAAAUGCUGCAGGACACAGAAGACAAGCGGAAGGAGAGGCGGAAACAGAAGCUGAAGGCAAUAGACCGUCCACAGGAGCCAGAGAAGAUACCUCGGGCACCACACGAUCGUAAAAAGGAGUGGCAGAAACUGGCACUGGGUGCAGAGCUGGCACAGGACAUACCUGAAGACAAACACAGAGAGGCCAACGGCUCGGCAGGUUACCACGACAACAGGGCUCCUUUGUACAUGGAGCAUUUGGACGGACCCUUCUCGCUGGCGGCGCUGCCCUACACCCAGAUGAACGAGCUGCUGAACCGUACCGGGGACAGAAUGUAUUCUCGGCCCCACGACCCUCCGCCUCCUCCACCUCCCAUGCACUCACUGGGAGAGAUCAAACCACCUUCUGUGAUCAGCUCCAGUUCAGGUUUUUCCGACAGCAGACCUCAGUCUCCAGCCCGGACAGCAGGUCUCAACUCCACUCCUCCUCCUCCGCCUCCACCACUUCCCCCUCCACCUCCUCCCUUACCCUCCUCGGGCAUGCGGGGUACACCUCCUCCCCCCAUUCCCCCUCUACCACUCCAGCAGCAGCCCCCGGCCAUCCCGCCUCCUCCAGCCCCUCUCCAGAUCGCCCCAGGGGUGCUCCACCCGGCCCCUCCGCCCGUGGCGCCUCCUCUCCACUCCUCCUCCCCGGCCCGUCUCCAGCAGGUCCUGGACAAGGGCCCACCCAUGGGCUCUGCGACCCACUCAGACGGUACCAUCCUUCCUCCUCCCCCACCGCCUCCUCCUCUUCCUCUACCAGGGGCACGGAGCUCCUCGCCCUGUCCGUCAGGCCCGCCACCUUUGCCGGCCUUCCCCUCAGCAGGAGCCAUGGCCUCCCCGCCACCCCACUCCACCCUCCACGAUGUGGGGAGCAAGAGGCACCAUCCCACCAAUCUGCCACCCAUCAGCGAUGCCCGCAGUGUGCUGUUGGAGGCUAUCCGAAAAGGCAUCCAGCUGCGGAAAGUGGAGGAGCAGCGAGAACAAGAGGCUAAACACGAGCGAGUCGGCAACGACGUGGCCACCAUCCUGUCACGCCGCAUCGCUGUGGAGUACUCCGACUCCGAGGACGAGUCAGAGUUUGACGAAGGAGACUGGAUGGAGUGAUGGC